Molecule: messenger RNA, 729 nt
Organism: Pieris macdunnoughi
Lineage: Eukaryota; Metazoa; Arthropoda; Insecta; Lepidoptera; Pieridae
Source: the annotation of a GenBank genome assembly
AUGAAUAUACAAAGUGCUGCUAUUAACAUUUUAAAACGUGGUGUAGAGUUAGAUACAAAGAAACGAUAUACUGAAGCACUAGUUUGUUAUCAAGAAGGACUACAAAUUCUAGUGGACAAGAUGAAAGGUGAAACAGAUGAAGCCACUAGAAGUUAUUUAAGAAAAAAAGUAGAAGAGUAUAUGAAUAGAGCUGAAUGUAUAAAGAAAUUAGUUUUAAAACAGAAAGAAGUUGGCCAGUUUCAUGAACAGGUUCAUAUUGAAAAUGAUUCUACAGGCCAUAGCUAUAAGACAUUAUUUGGACGUUUUCUAGAUGAGGAUGUACAGUUUGUAAUUAUUGAAGAUCCCUACAUAAGAAGUUUCCACCAGUGUCAAAAUUUUCUUCGUGUAUGUGAGUUAUUGGUGAAGUCUUGUGAUAAACUGAGGCACAUAGAACUGUUAACUUCCAAGGAUAACAAGUCAGAUAAAGACCAAAGCAACUGGCUCAACAACAUAUCCAUUGACCUUCUCAAAUAUAAUGUGCAAUUAAUAGUAAAAUUUUCUGAAACACUACAUGAUAGACAAAUUAUCCUUAGUUCUGGAUGGAUUGUAAAAAUAGGCAGAGGUUUAGAUUUCUACAAAGCAACUGAGAACAAAUUUUGCUUAGGAAUGCAUGAUCUUGAUUUAAGACCAUGUCAUGAGACUACAGUUGACAUUUUACACUCAAAGAAUGUUAAGCAAUCAUAUGGAUGA